UACUUUAAAACAAUAUUUUUUGACAGAAUUAUUUAAUUAAAUUAUAUUUGAGGGUAUGAACCAAAGAUUAGGCUUUCAAAAUGUUAUCAAUGGUCGAAACAAUCAUUACAGAUUAGGAGUACGGAAACCAGAAGUUUCAAGAAAUAUACCUUCAGCUUUUUUUGGACUUGUUGCUACUGGCUUAUAUAUUGUUUCAAUGGCUGAACCUAAUUGGUUUCGUUUAGAAGGUGCACUAUGUUCAACUGAGCAUUUAGGAUUGUAUAUUAUAUUUGGAAGUCAGUCUAAACACUCAGAUGGAUGCUGGAAUGUGAGUAUUGUCGAAAAACUCCAAAUUUGUGCAGGACUCUCAUUUCUAGCAAUUAUUAGCAGUGUACUUCAGUUUACACUAGACUUGUGUGGGACAAGUAAUCGCGGGUUAUUAUUUGUUUGGAAUAAUUCUCUUGGAAACAUAACCUCUGUUUUACUUUCCAUCAGUAUAAUGUGCAUAUGUUAUUGGAUUUCAGUUGAUGCGAAUAAUCUAAAAGUGACUAAAGUAACCUGUUUUCUUGAUAUUGGAUUUUAUCUUAUAGCUGCUGCUGGUAUUGCAGCUUUUAUUGGUUGUAUUCUAAACCUUCUUAAAAUAACAUGUGAGAAAAUUGUAUUUCCUGUCCAGUCUAAUGACAAUGAAUUACAACUUCAGUUAAUUCAUGAUGAUAAUGAAAUAGAAGAAUUUCCACCAGUGUUUCCACCUGUUUACUGCCCUUGAAUUUCUGUGUCCUUGAUUCAUGUUUCAACGCAUUAAUUUUUUUCUAUUUUCCUUGAUUGCGACAUUUAGAGGAUUUUUCUAACAUUUGUAUAAAAUUAUAACAUUGACAAAAAAUAUAUGUAAAUAAAUUAAAUAUUCAUACUUUAUUUGUAUGGAUAUACAUAGUUUAUGUAAAUAUGUUAUAUAAGUAAAGGUUUUAUAGAAUGUGACAUAAAUAUAA
Molecule: messenger RNA, 965 nt
Organism: Hydra vulgaris (swiftwater hydra)
Lineage: Eukaryota; Metazoa; Cnidaria; Hydrozoa; Anthoathecata; Hydridae
Biological process (GO): negative regulation of TOR signaling; negative regulation of cell population proliferation
Cellular component (GO): membrane
Source: RefSeq, a predicted model, not a curated record